Salmo salar (Atlantic salmon) is the source of this 2829-nucleotide messenger RNA. RefSeq names its product THAP domain-containing protein 5. Gene Ontology annotation, cellular component: nucleus. The record is from RefSeq and is a predicted model, not a curated record. NCBI's taxonomy places the organism in Eukaryota, Metazoa, Chordata, Actinopteri, Salmoniformes, Salmonidae.
UUCUCUGCCGCAGCCAUACAGUAGAGGAAGACAGAAAGACUUCCGCAUACAGACGUUUAAUGUGUUUUCAGGUGAAAUAUGCCCCGUUACUGUGCUGUAAAACUUUGCAAAAAUCGUGGAGGAACACCCUCUAAAGAAAACAAGAGAAUAAGCUUUUACCCGUUCCCCUUGCAAGAUGAGGUCAGGCUGCAGAUAUGGGUAGACAACAUGAAGCGAGAGGAGUGGACCCCCAGCAGACACCAGUACCUGUGUAGUGAACAUUUCACUGAGGACUGCUUUGACCUGCGAUGGGGGAUCCGGUACCUGAAACACACAGCCUUCCCCACCAUCUUCCCUCACACACACCAUGAUGAAGAUAAAGCAGUUUCCACCAGUAAGAACACCACCAAGCCCAAAACCAGGAUAUGCGACUCCAACAUUGAACUCAUCCGCUCCCCCUCCCCUCCUGGCAAGAAUACACCUCUGAUUCUGAAAAGGACUGUCAGAGUGGAACCAGUCGUGGUGAGUGUCACUCCUGUCCCUAACCCUGAGGAUGCCAGUGAAUCUACGGUCACUACACUGUUAUAUGAAAGACCGCUUGUUUCAGACACAGAGGCCUCUACUCCUAGUGAAAUGGUCCUGGGAGAGCUGAUGCUCUCAGAGACCCAGGCUGCAGUGUGUGAGGUGAACAGAGAACUAUCUGGAGACAGUGGUGGGAUACUGACAGCCUCAUGCUUGAACCUGUCUGGUGAGACACAGACACUGCAGCAGCUGGAUACACUGGACUCCACUGUGACCGUGCUCUGCUGUGAAUCCGUCGUCCCUGUCGGCCAUUUCUCUGAAUGUGAAGCCACGGUGGACGCCCUCCAUGUGGCCCUCGGUCAGACGUUUAGGAUCUUCCCUCUGGAGCUGCGGAGGGAGGAGUGGGUGGGAGACCGGGAGGAGGGCCCCGGGGAGGGGGAACACAUCUCUGUGUACGAGCACUCCUACUCCAAACAGGACACGGACAAGGAACAGCUGUGGAGGAAGAUAGCCAGCCUCCACACCAAGAUCAUGGAGCUGGAUAGGAGAGAGGAAAGCACCAUGGCUAAAAUACGAUCGCUUGAGAGCGAGAUGGCACAUCUGAAGAAGAGCAACAUUGUUUUGAAAGAAGAGCAGAAAUUACUAGAGGACUAUAUUACUUCUGCGUUGCUCUGAUGUCUUAACCGUAGUGCUUUGUUUCCAUUAACAACCGUCUUUCUAAUGAGAUGGAUUUUGUGUAGUUAUUACAGGGUUAUUACAGUCUCAAUCACUUGUACUUAUUUAUUAUCUGUUUACAUGUUUCACAAGAGUUAUAUUACUUACUUGUAGUGAGGCCCUUCUCAAAGAGCGUUCUAGGCAGGGGCUCCCUGUCCUUCCAUUUGUCUCCGCUAGGUGGCACUGUGUCUUUAGGAUAGGCCCUGGCGCUCUGCACUACUGUUGCCUGUUUAGACAUCACUGACUGACAUAGAUUGUCAGUAUAAGUGGUGUAAUUUGGAGCGUUUUAAGGUAAGUGAUAUUCCCUAUUCUUGUGCUACAGAUGGCUGCUUGUUUUAUUCAAUGAUAUAGUAUAUCAUAUCAAAUCUACUGUGCGGUCAUACAGAUCCUUACUUUGCUUGUUAUUAAUGUAUAAAAAGGCAUGUGUUUUUCACUAAUGUUUUAUAUCUGAGUAAUUGAGACGAUUACACCGUUUUAGGUGUAUCUUCUUGGUUCUAAUUAAAUGGUUCAAUAGGAAAAGGUGCAAUGCUUGAUCACUAUUCAAAAUAUAUUUUAUUCAAGCAACUAUUAAAAGCUUGAUGUUUCGGACUUCAUCAAUGGCCUUCAUCAGAACAGGUUCUGAUGAAUAAACAGGUUCUGAUGAAUAAACAGGUUCUGAUGAAUAAACAGGUUCUGAUAAAUAAACCGGUUCUGAUGAAUAAACGGGUUCUGGUGAAUAAACAGGUUCUGAUAAAUAAACAGGUUCUGGUGAAUAAACAGGUUCUGAUAAAUAAACAGGUUCUGAUGAAUAAACAGGUUCUGAUAAAUAAACAGGUUCUGGUGAAUAAACAGGUUCUGGUGAAUAAACAGGUUCUGAUGUAUAAACCGGUUCUCAUGAAUAAACAGGUUCUGAUGAAUAAACCGGUUCUGAUGAAUAAACAGGUUCUGGUGAAUAAACAGGUUCUGGUGAAUAAACAGGUUCUGAUAAAUAACCAGGUUCUGAUGAAUAAACCGGUUCUGAUGAAUAAACCGGUUCUGAUGAAUAAACAGGUUCUGGUGAAUGAACCGGUUCUGAUAAAUAACCAGGUUCUGAUGAAUAAACCGGUUCUGAUGAAUAAACAGGUUCUGGUGAAUGAACAGGUUCUGGUGAAUGAACCGGUUCUGGUGAAUAAACAGGUUCUGGUGAAUAAACAGGUUCUGAUGAAUAACCAGGUUCUGGUGAAUAAACCGGUUCUCAUGAAUAAACAGGUUCUGAUGAAUAAACCGGUUCUGAUGAAUAAACAGGUUCUGAUAAAUAAACAGGUUCUGGUGAAUAAACAGGUUCUGAUAAAUAAACAGGUUCUGAUGAAUAAACAGGUUCUGAUAAAUAAACAGGUUCUGGUGAAUAAACAGGUUCUGGUGAAUAAACAGGUUCUGAUAAAUAACCAGGUUCUGAUGAAUAAACCGGUUCUGGUGAAGGCCGAAACGUCAAGCUUUUAAUACUUAAAUAAUAUAAUAUAUUUGAAUGUUAAACAAGCUUUGCACCUUUUUGAUGAUGUAACUGUUUGGCUGCUCCUUGACUCCCAUUGGUUGGGCGUCCUCUACUUCUUUCCACAAUGUAAUUAAAUCAACUGAUUUCUCAUCAAUGAAAUGCAA